AUUGCGGUCUCCGUAAUUUCGUGUUUGAAUUUGUCACAAAUUCAGUAAAACAUUGACAAUUGGAGCGUGCGGAGAAUCGACCGGAAAUGCUCGUUGCUCUUCCAUUCGGCGGCAUAUAUAUAUAUAUAUAUUUUCGAGUAUGCAUCGCGAAAACGCAGAAUCGUUUUAGUUUUGAGACGCGAUGUAAAAAUCUUGACGAUUUAAUGUAUCGCACGAGAACGGUAACGCCUGUAUUUUUAAUUAUAUUUGCAGCAAGUGUUUUACCUUCCGAAUAUAUCGAUGUGAUUCUCGUGCAACGGAUAUUACAAAAAAUAACAAGAAAUUGAAAUUGUCCUCAGGACGCAAAAAGAAAAAAGAAAAUGCUGAAGAUUAUGCUACUGCUUAGUGCAUUCGGUCACAUUUUGUGCGAGAUGCAAACAAGGUCGGAGGCAACAAUCGGCCGAAUACCAUCCUGUAGAAAUCCGCCUCUGUGUCAUUUAUCGGAUACGUACAGGACGGCGUCGGAAAGUAUAUCCCCGCUUUUGCCUUAUCAGAAAUCUGUUAGUUACGGUAGACAAGGAUCGAAUCUGCAACGCAGUUACGUUGGAUUUGGCUCGUCCACAUCACCAGCUUACUAUCAUGCUUUCGAUCCUAUCAGUGUGUUAGCGUCAUUGGCAUUUCUGGCGUUUCUGUUGCAAUCAUUCGCUUCGUUUUACGAACACUCGAGAUCAAUUUUGCCUACGAUAGUCAGUAGCAGGCACUCGAGCUCGGAUUUGACAAUUCCAGACAUCUCGAGGCACGUGUCAAAUGCCUUGCAGGAAUACGAAAGUCUCAAUGAGGAUUUGGGGAACAAAUAAUUAGUAAACGAGAUACGAAGCAUGGAAUAUUUCGCUACUGUUUAGAGACGAUUCGAUUAAGCAAUUUUUGCUAUUUUUCAUUGCAUAAAUGAUUUAAAUUAAUUCCGCAAAUAAUUUACUUUUUUUCUUUGCAACAGGUACAAGUAAUACAAAUAGUCAAUAAUCUGCGCACGACAGAAAUAUAAUUAUAAAAUG
Molecule: messenger RNA, 1031 nt
Organism: Ooceraea biroi (clonal raider ant)
Lineage: Eukaryota; Metazoa; Arthropoda; Insecta; Hymenoptera; Formicidae
Source: RefSeq, a predicted model, not a curated record